UCCCCAAAAAAUCAACGAAUAGACAACAAAAACAGACAAAUGUUUGUUUAUUUAAAACACUAGAACAUUGUAGGACACAAUUUGGACAUGAACAACGAAGAUAAAAAUGCAUUUCUCGACUUUCAGAGAAAAAUAAUCUUAUAAUAAUAAUAAUAAUAAUUUUCAUUCAAAUUUAGAACUCAUUAGGAAAGACGUUUUUCACCUAUAAUUUUGUAGCGAUACAAAUAAUAUUACGAAAAGAAUCUGAAAGAAGUCUGCAGCAAAACAACAUAUAUACUGUAGAUAUCUCGAUAUUUAAAUUCUCAACGACUCUCUAGCUGCUCGAUAUAUACUCAGAACUUGAUUAGUAAAGUCUGGUCGAAAGAAAGGUAAAAGGUUACAGUGCACUUCUGUAUGGAACUUCGGAAGGGCAUGCUGGGCUGCCAGUUUUGACAGGAGACAAAAUCAGUAGAAUAAGACAUAAUUUCUGUAUUUGCUGUGGGUGAUUCAGUAUAGAGCUAGCUCAGCUAAUGGAGAUCGAGUAGGGGCACAAUGCAUGGUUGCUUUAAAAAGAUGACUGAUUUAUUUUAUUUGUAGUACGUCUAAUCUUUUGGAAAAACAGUUUGCUAUCGGAGUGUGGCUUUAUUUUAAAAUAAUUUAUGAGUUACUGUGCAUGUUUCUUGGAAUUCGAAAAACAUCUCCCACGUCACAUGAAUCCAGCUGUUAAACUGUAGAAUAAUGCUUGUAAUUAUGUCAUGUAGAAUCAGUAAUAUUGUACACAAGGUCCUUGUGAGCAGUAUAAGACGGGAAAGCACUAAUAGUUUAGGUUUAGUAAGGAAGAAGUGUGUUAGGCUCUCAUUGCCCAUAGUAUCAAAUACCACGCAAUGGAUCUCGACCGAUCACAGACUGUGUUCACAGAAGAACAUGCCAGAUCAAAACAGUUUUGCAUCUCGCACCCAUGCUUGUGGAGAAAUGCGGUGUACACACAUUGGAGAACAGGUCACUAUUUGUGGAUGGAUUCAGUAUCAAAGACAUGGUCUGUUUGUGAUCCUGAGAGAUUUCAGCGGUCUGAUACAAAUUCUCAUUCCACAAGAUGCGUCAGCAGGGCACCUGAAGAAAACUCUGAAUGAUCUGCCCUUGGAGUCUGUUGUGAGAGUGACAGGAAAUGUUGUUCCCCGGCCACCUGGACAGGAAAACUCGGAGAUGCCAACUGGGGAAAUUGAAGUCCAAGCACAAGACGUUGAAGUUCUGAAUAUCUGCAAAAAGCUUCCAUUUGAAAUUAAAGACUUUGUGAAGAAAUCAGAAGCGCUCCGUAUGCAGUACCGGUACCUCGACCUGCGCAGUGUCCAGAUGCAGUACAACCUGAGACUGAGGUCUCGCAUGGUGAUGAAAAUUAAAGAGUAUCUCUGUAAUCUACAUGGAUUUGUGGAUGUGGAAACGCCAACAUUAUUUAAAAGAACACCAGGGGGUGCAAAGGAGUUUGUGGUGCCCUCUAGGGAGCCUGGCAGGUUUUACUCACUCCCUCAGAGUCCACAGCAGUUCAAACAGCUACUCAUGGUUGCUGGGAUCGACAGGUACUUCCAAGUGGCUCGCUGUUACAGGGAUGAAGGGUCGAAGCCAGACAGGCAGCCAGAAUUCACUCAGGUAGAUAUUGAGAUGUCUUUUGUGGACCAAGCUGGAAUCCGCAAGCUGAUUGAAGGACUGAUCCAGUACUCCUGGCCGGAAGACAAGGGCCAGAUUGGUGUCCCAUUCCCUUCCAUCACAUACUCUGAGGCUAUGCAAUACUAUGGCAUUGACAAGCCAGACACACGCUUCGAAUGGAAGAUCAUUGACAUCAGUGAAGGAUUCAGAAAUACAGACAUUGGUUUCCUCAGAGAUGCUCUGAGCAAGCCAGAAGGAUCUGUUAGGGCUAUCUGUGUGCCUGACGGAGCAAAACACCUAAAGAGCAAGGAUAUAGAAUUCCUCAGAAAAGACUCCAGGGCACAAUUCAAUCAGGAAGUGAGUGUGGUUGCCCUGAAGCCAGACGGUACCUGGAAGUCUCCCCUCAGCAAGCUCCUGACAGAGGAGCAGAAACAUCUCCUCUGUCAGGCAACACAAGCCAAAGCAGGAGACCUGCUGCUGCUUACUGCCGGGGAGCACGAGCCUGUGUGCCGUGCCCUGGGGAAGCUGAGACUGCAGUGUGCCGAGCUGCUGGAGUCGAGGGGGGUGGCAGUUCGGGACUCCUCCGCCUUCCACUUCCUGUGGGUGGUGGACUUCCCCCUCUUUCUUCCCAAAGAGGACGAGCCAGACAAGCUGGAGUCUGCCCACCACCCCUUUACUGCACCGCACCCCCAGGAUGCCCUCCUCCUCUACACCCAGCCCGACAAGGUUCGUAGCCAACACUAUGACCUCGUCCUGAAUGGAAGUGAAAUUGGAGGAGGGUCUAUCCGUAUUCACAAUGCUGAACUGCAGCAAUAUGUCUUGGAGAAGAUACUAAAGGAGGACAAGCGUUUGCUUUCACACCUGAUUGAAGCUCUAGAUUCUGGGGCACCCCCUCAUGGUGGAAUUGCACUGGGUUUAGACCGGUUCAUCGCAAUCAUAGUUGGAGCUCCAAGUAUACGAGAUGUGAUUGCUUUCCCCAAGUCUUACCGGGGUCGUGACCUCAUGAGUAAUGCCCCAGACUUUGUGGCUGCAGAAGACUUAGUGCCUUACCACAUCAGCGUCGCAUGGCCCGCAGUCAGCCAGGAGGCUGAGGGGGAGCAACCUGAGAUACCUGCCAGUGGGAAAGGAUUUAAUCACACAUGAAGUUGCUUGCUGGCAAUGAGAUUUUGUUGACUUUCUAUACUUUUGAGUGGUUAAAAUCAAAGACGAAGUGUCGUUUUUACUAUGAGGGAGAUGGUUUUCUCCAAAUAUACUUGAUACAUCCUUUACUUGUAACUUUUAUGGAACAAAUGUUUUGGUCCUUUGCUUUGUCCAGUUAUGUGUCAAUCAUUUGUCUCUGCAACAGUCUGCUAUCACUAUGCUGUUAGUUAAAGUUAAGGGCAGAGAGAUUCCUCUUGUCAUACAGUCUAAUCAAGAACACACUUCAACCUUACUCUAAUUAUACUGUUAUAAAACAUUGAAAUAUAAAGCUUACUUUCUGAAAAAAAUGAAAUAAAUAAAGAUGCCAGAACAAGAAAAUACAAUGCGUGUUGGCCAGUGUCAGUUCUUUCUCGUAAUAUUUAAAGUAUAUUAUUUCAUUUUGAGAGCUGUACCAAUCGAGCUGAUGUAUUAUUUAUUUUGAAUAAUGAAUUAUGUAAACAAAGAAAAUAUUGAAAGAUGCGAUAUGUUGUUCUAUGUUAUGUACCUAGAUCAGCCUUUUUCAUUUGAAUAAUCAAACCCUUAAAAAAUCUUUUUAAAUAGGACAAUUUGUCUUCAAUAUGCGUCGUGUAGUUCAAGUCCAUGGAAAUUAUUACCACAAGACAACAGCUUAUUAAUUUGGUGGCCAUGGAUAAAUCAUGUUUUUUAACCCUGCACAGCCAUUUUUUGUAUUCCCAAAGAUGAACAGCUUUUCAACAUUUUCAUGUGCUAUAUUUAUUAUGUGUUGCUCUUUAAUUUUGUGUUUGGUAAAAAGUAGCUUUUGUCCAUACAAAAAUACUAGGGAGAUUUCAGCUUCAAUCGAUGGAUGGAUUCAAUAGUACAUAUUUUGCAUAUCAUUAAACAUUCUUUUGAGAUGAAAGGGCCCACUUUAUUGUAUUAUAUGAACAGUAAUAAUACAUAUUUGUAACAUAAACUAAGAACAUAAGGUUCCAUUUAAUCUAGCAUAAGGACUGAUUCAUGUAAUUGACUACUGCUUGGCGACUGUUUCGAAUCCACUUUACACAGAAUCUAAAUUACAUGUACAGUUUCCUUCCAACACGGUUCAAUUUCUUUCAAAUUAACUCUUCUAACUUCUUUGUCCAAUAAAAGGAAAUCAACUUCUCUGUUUUUGUCCAAGUCUGCCCAUCACCCUUUCAGCAUUAUUUGUUCUUCUAAGUGGUUAAUACUGUAUAACAUGAAAUUUCACUGGCAAAUGACUGAAAUAAGAAAACUAUGUUUUGAAGCAUUGAUCGCUCCCAGUGUUUUUUUUUUUUACACACAUUUGGAAAGGUUAUUGAAGAAUAAAUACAUUGUUGUAUCCAAAAAAAUGUUUUCCUGACUUCAUAAUGGCCCACAACUUUAGUAAAGGUAAUAAUUAAAAAUAUCACAACUCAUCGCUUUAUACCCUUUGUUGAAAUGAAAAAAAAUGUUUGCUUGAUUCUGUAAAUGGUGUUCCAGUGCCCGUGCAAUAGAUGGCAGUAUUGUUCCAUAAAA
Molecule: messenger RNA, 4290 nt
Organism: Acipenser ruthenus (sterlet)
Lineage: Eukaryota; Metazoa; Chordata; Actinopteri; Acipenseriformes; Acipenseridae
Gene: dars2
Product: aspartyl-tRNA synthetase 2, mitochondrial
Exons: 17
Coding region: 718-2763 (681 amino acids)
Biological process (GO): aspartyl-tRNA aminoacylation
Cellular component (GO): cytoplasm; mitochondrion
Molecular function (GO): nucleic acid binding; ATP binding; aspartate-tRNA ligase activity
Source: RefSeq, a predicted model, not a curated record